Xyrauchen texanus (razorback sucker) is the source of this 908-nucleotide messenger RNA. RefSeq lists its product as uncharacterized. Lineage: Eukaryota; Metazoa; Chordata; Actinopteri; Cypriniformes; Catostomidae. The transcript has 3 exons. Bases 159 to 761 code for a protein of 200 amino acids. The record is from RefSeq and is a predicted model, not a curated record.
GUUGCGCAAGUGCGAGCGAAGGAGCGCGAGGGUGCUUUCAACUUGUGGUGACAAGGGCGUGGUGGAGUGUGCAUCUGGGGGAGAGGGAAUGUGGGUAGACAUGAACCUUUUCACAGUGGUGCCGAAACCCAGAAUCUCGAGGAAGCUAGCACUACGUCAUGGAGUCCUCGCCUCUGGACAAAGUUAUCCAGUCCCUUGCCAGCAUGCAUCAGGCUCAACAACAGGCCCUGCUUGAGUUGCAUCAAGAGCAAGACCAGUGCUUCCAAGACAUUCUCCGAGCUCUAGUAGAGGAUCGUCAGGCACUAUGGAGCUUGUUACACCAGGGGGAAGGCCCAAGCAUGACCCCGGACCCAGCAACCUCCAUGGCUUCAGUCACCCUCCUGAAAAUGGGUCUUCCAGAAGGGACAGUGUGUCCAGUGCCAUCGCCUGGCGUCGCUGAAGGAAGCGGUCCAGCUGGCGGAGGUCCAUAUGGCGGCGUGCCCAAUCGCGGAGGAGCCCUCUCUCUCUCUCUCCUCCCCCUGUGUUUUCUCCCAUCUCUUUCCACUCCCCUCUCACUCUCUCCUCUCUCCAGGCCCUGUUCCAGCACCCGGAGGCAUGGAAAUCCGCCACAGAAGCCGGCUCCUCGCUUGCACUGGUUUAUCCCUUUCCUGGCGACUUCAGGGUCUAAGCAAUCUCCCCCUCAGGCUGAUGUACCUGCCCCCACAAGAGUGAGUGUAACAAAGAAGGACACUGGCAGCUGGAUUCUUCAAACACAGGUGUGAUAAGCAUCCUGUGGGAUCAAAGAUUUUAAAGGCAGAAACCAGAGAGACCAAACCAGCUGUGCUGCAGGCAGAGAAAAAGAGCGAGAAGCAGAGAGAGGAAUACAGGAAACUGAAGCUAUAUCAAACAAAUAGCAACACGUAAGUCCA